GAGUGUAAGUUGGGGAAAGGAUGAUUCCAAGGAAUCUACCGAGGUGAUAAUGUUUGACUAAUUUUGACCCGUUAAGAAAUACGACGUCGUUUUAUCAAUUGCUUUUCAUCCACAAAAAUAUCUGUAGAAAAUUCCCGACAAAAGUUAAACCCCCAGCUAAAACCCUCCUUGUUCGCUCAAAUGAAUUGAGCGAAAAUGGCGGUCUCUGCGAAAACCCUACCCAUCUCUCUGCGGAAUUCCGAUUUCUCGAGACGCCCCAACUUCAGAAGCCAUGGAUUUAAUCGAUUUACGUGUAGAUGCAGCGGGUUGUCACUUAGAAAGGGCAGCCGGGCGGGUUCCGUUUCGAAUUCGACGUCUUCAGUCACUGCCGAUCCCAAUUUAUAUCUAACUCAGCUGUGCAAUCAGAACGAGCUAAAUGAAGCUGUAAGUUUUCUAACAUCUAUAGAAAAGGAGCAGAACGAUGAUAUAGAGGAAGAAACUUUUGUUUCCUUAGUUAGGCUGUGUGAGUUCAAGAGGGCUUCAAAUGAAGGGUCGUUGAUUUAUUCAAUUCUGUUAAAUUUCGUUGCACAUUUGAGCUUACGUCUCGGGAAUGCGCUGCUGAGCAUGUUUGUGAGGUUGGGGAAUAUGAGUGAUGCUUGGUAUGUGUUUGGUAAAAUGGAGGAAAGGGAUUUGUUUUCUUGGAAUGUCUUGAUUGGAGGGUAUGCGAAGAACGGAUUCCUCGAUGAGGCGAUCGAAUUGUACGGGAGGAUGUUGUGGCUCGGGGGGGCCGGUAUCCGGCCGGAUGUGUAUACAUUUCCUUGUGUGUUGAGAGCUUGUGGUGGUUUAGGCAAUUGGGAAUGUGGGAGGGAGAUACAUUCGCACGUUUUGAGGUUUGGGUUCGGCGCGGAUGUGGAUGUAGUGAAUGCUUUGAUCACGAUGUACGUAAAAUGCAGGGAUUUAUGGAGCGCGAGGUUGGGAUUUGAUGGGAUGUGUAGACGGGAUAGGAUCUCGUGGAAUGCAAUGAUUGCCGGGUAUUUUAGUUGCGGGGAUUGUUUGGAAGGGUUGAGGUUGUUCUUUAGAAUGAGGGAGUGUUGUUUCCAUCCAGACUUGAUGACGAUGACUAGUGUGAUUUCGGCGUGUGAGGUUUUUGGGGAUGAGGGAUUAGGGAGGGCUAUUCACGGGUACGUUGCGAAGAUGGAGUAUGGGGCUGAUGAGGCUGUGAGCAACUCGUUGAUUCAGAUGUAUACGAGUUUUGGACGGUGGGAUGAGGCGGAGAAGGUUUUUGCUAAAGUCGAGUGUAAAGAUGUGGUGGCGUGGACAUCGAUGAUUUCGGGUUACAACAAUAAUGGAUUGGCUGAAAAGGCGGUCGAAACAUAUAAGAGGAUGGAGGAGGAAUGGGUUGCGCCCGACGAGAUCACGAUUGCUAGUGUUUUAUCGGCGUGUGCGUCGACUUGUUUGUUGGAUGUCGGCGUAAGUCUUCAUGAAUUGGCGAUACGGACGGGGCUAGCCGACUGUCUUAUGGUCGCCAACGCUUUGAUUGAUUUCUACUCCAAAUGCAAAUGCAUCGACAAGGCUUUAGAGGUCUUCCAUCGAAUCCGCGACAAAAAUGUAGUGUCUUGGACGUCGAUUAUUCUUGGCCUGCGGAUCAACAACCGGAGCUUCGAGGCGUUGAUUUAUUUCCGGCAGAUGAAACUGAGUCUAGACCCGAACGAUGUCACCUUAGUCUCUGUGCUGUCCGCGUGUGCAAGAAUCGGGGCGUUGAUGUGCGGGAAGGAAAUCCACGCCCAUGUUUUGAGAACCGGAUUAGGUUUCGACGGGUUUCUCCCCAAUGCGGUCCUCGAUUUGUAUGUCCGAUGCGGAAGAAUGAAGCUUGCCGAGCAUCAGUUCGAUUUGCAGAAACGAGACAUUGCUUCUUGGAACAUUCUCCUCACGGGUCAUGCCGAAAGGGGCCAAGGCGAACUUGCCAUGGAGCUCUUCCACAAAAUGUUGGAAUCGGAAGUACUUCCCGACGAGGUUACGUUUAUAGCUCUAUUAUGUGCUUGCAGCCGGUCCGGGAUGGUCGCAGAAGGUCUGCGGUAUUUCGAAAGCAUGGAGAACGAGUUUUCGGUCACUCCAAAUGUGAAGCAUUAUGCCUGCAUCGUCGAUUUGCUGGGGCGCGCGGGGAAGCUGGAGGAUGCCUACAGGAUUAUAGAGACGAUGCCCAUAAAACCCGACGCAGCGAUCUGGGGAGCCUUGUUGAAUGCCUGCAGGAUUCACCGGCAGGUCGAACUCGGCGAAGUCGCUGCUCGACGUAUCUUUGAUACGGACAACAUAAGUGUUGGUUACUAUGUUAUGUUGUGUGAUCUGUAUUCGGACAGCGGCAAGUGGGACGAGGUUGCCAAGCUGAGGAAGACGAUGCGAGAGAUGGGGCUAGCGAUCGAUCCCGGGUGCAGCUGGGUCGAGGUUAAGGGGAAAGUUCAUGCAUUUCUUACCGGCGAUACGUCUCAUCCGCACGCCGAACAAAUUGCAGGUAUCCUGGAGGGGUUUUAUGACAGAAUGAAGGCUGCAUGCGGCGAGCUGGACGGAAGUUCUGCGAGCGAAGUCGAGGCUUCGAAAGCCGAGGUUUUCUGUGGCCACAGUGAGAGAUCGGCUGUUGUUUUUGGGCUGAUGAAUACGUCGCCGGGGACACCUAUUUGGGUGACGAAGAAUCUCUAUAUGUGUAAAAGCUGUCAUAGUACAAUCAAGUUCAUCUCCAAGGCUGUUAGAAGAGAGAUUUGUGUUAGAGAUACUGAAAAUUUUCACCAUUUCAAGGAUGGAAGCUGCUCCUGUGGAGAUGAGGGUUACUGGGGACUGCAAGAUUAGGAUCAUUAGGACAAUUGUGUUAUAUAUAUAUAUAUAUGUAUGAAUGUUGUAUGUCACUGUAAAAUGAGAUUUGACAGAAAUAGGAAAGUUAUGUGAGCCAAAAGAUCUUCUUGCAGCAAGAGAUUCUGUCAAAC
Andrographis paniculata is the source of this 2954-nucleotide messenger RNA. Its product is annotated as pentatricopeptide repeat-containing protein At1g15510, chloroplastic. The transcript has a single exon. Gene Ontology annotation, biological process: RNA modification. NCBI's taxonomy places the organism in Eukaryota, Viridiplantae, Streptophyta, Magnoliopsida, Lamiales, Acanthaceae. The record is from RefSeq and is a predicted model, not a curated record. Gene Ontology annotation, molecular function: protein binding; zinc ion binding; RNA binding. The coding region runs from base 196 to 2820 and encodes 874 amino acids.